Messenger RNA from Drosophila bipectinata, 1764 nucleotides. Its product is annotated as putative ATPase N2B. Gene Ontology annotation, cellular component: cytoplasm; mitochondrion. The record is from RefSeq and is a predicted model, not a curated record. NCBI's taxonomy places the organism in Eukaryota, Metazoa, Arthropoda, Insecta, Diptera, Drosophilidae. Gene Ontology annotation, molecular function: ATP binding; ATP hydrolysis activity.
UAAAACUAUUUGGUUACUUUUUAUCAAAUUAUCUUCAGAAUACUAAGUGACAUGUUUAUUUUUAUAAAUAAGCUCAGCUAGAACAGCUGAUGUGCCAGCUGUAUGGCAAGGCCGUUCUAAUUUCACGGCCAGCCAAAAAAAUUCGCGGUCAGAUACGCGGAAUCGUUUAGUUUAUGUAAUGAUAAGUUGACACGGAGCAAAAACCACCUACUCAUGCGCUAAUUGUACGGCUCCACAAUGCUUCACUACCAUCUCGGGUUCAUCGUCCGCUGUGCGCGGCGCACUCCUCAGGUGCUGUGGACGCCUGUCUGCCACAUGAGUCGCCUGGCGCCCAUGCAGGAAUACCAGGAGCGCCUGAAAACGGGACGAUUGAUGGCUGACGACAGGCAGAUGCAGACGAUGAGGGAGCUUGACGCCGUAUACCACAGGAUUAAGAACUACUCGCCCAGAUACCAAGCUGGACGAAGCGGCGGAGGCUUUUUCAGCAGACUUUUCGGGUCGAAAUCAACAGCAGAAGAUGAUGACGCCGAUGAUAUUACAGCGGGAAGCCACGCUCCUCUUGGAUUAUACUUGUACGGGAGUGUGGGCGUUGGCAAGACAACACUAAUGGAUCUAUUCUUCGACUGUUGCUCGCAUAUACCUCGCAAACAGCGCGUUCACUUUACGGCCUUUAUGACAAGCGUUCAUGAACGCAUCCACGAGGCCAAGACGAGACAAGGACCCGUGGAUCGGGCUUUUAACUCAGAGAAGCCAGCACCCUUCGAUCCUACAAGACCGGUAGCCGAGUUGAUAGCAAGAGAAUCGUGGUUAAUCUGCUUUGAUGAGUUCCAAGUGACGGACAUAGCCGACGCGAUGGUGCUAAAACGUCUGUUUACGCAUCUUUUCCGUCAUGGGAUUGUCGUCAUUGCCACCAGUAACCGUCAUCCCGAGGAUCUGUACAAAAAUGGACUCCAGCGAACAAAUUUCCUUCCGUUUAUUGCGCUUCUGCAGAAACGAUGCAAGGCGUCCAGGCUUGAUUCGAUCGACUACCGGCGGAUUGCCCAGUCCGGAGAUACAAACUGGUUCGUCAAGGGCCAGACAGACGCGGAUGGCAACAUGAAUCGCAUGUUUAAGAUCCUGUGCUCCGAAGAGAACGACAUCAUCCGACCUCGCACAAUCACCCACUUUGGGCGGGACCUCACUUUUAGUCGCACCUGCGGUCAGGUGUUGGACAGCUCCUUCCAAGAGCUAUGCAACAGGGCUCUAGCUGGUAGCGACUAUCUGCAGAUUUCCCAAUUCUUUCACACCGUCCUCAUCCGCGAUGUGCCCCAACUGACCCUCGAUUUAAAAUCGCAGAUGCGGCGCUUUAUCACCCUGAUAGAUACACUCUACGACAACCGAGUGCGUGUAGUCAUAUCGGCAAACACAACGCUGGACAAUCUUUUCAGCUUCUCAGACCGCCCCAAAAGCAUGUCCGACUCCGACCGAGCACUGAUGGACGACCUAAAGAUAUCCCAUGGAUCGAAAGACUCCAAUUCCAGUUUUUUCACUGGCGAAGAGGAGCUGUUCGCCUUUGAUCGGACCAUUUCGAGAUUAUAUGAAAUGCAGAAGCGAGAAUAUUGGGAGCAGUGGGCCAAACACCGUUGAACCCCAUCUAAUAGUACAAUUAGCGCAAUAGUACUUAAUUUACCCGUAAACAAACCGUAUCGUGCAACUUCUACAACAACAACAAAAUUUCUGUUAUUUAAUAAAUAAUUUUCCUAGCAAAAUAUUUAUAUACUAAAU